GUCCAAAGUACUAGUUAGCAAAGAAACAUUUAGUUUCAGUUUGCUUUGUUUUUUGUGUCGAUGUGUUGACAAGUUUUUCCAUUUAAAUAUUUCAUCCAAAUUUUGUGCAAAGAAAGGGGGGCGCGAUAAGCGCUGCCAGCAGUCCAAUCCAAAAACUUAAAUCAGACCAAGUCAAGAGUAAUGAUCUGUGGACACUUUUUGAAACCUUAAACGGAGACACCAAAAACAAGUCAAUGCAUUGCUGAAAACUAUUUUCUACAGAAUUAUCGACUACUCUACAUUUUUUUUGCAAUAAAAGGACUAGUUUGAGGUUCAUCAUGUCGGACCCUGUUGCACCAUCCUGGGCCUCAGUUGUAAUACAUGGCAUGCCGCAGCAUGGUUCGGAACAAAGAUCCACACCAUCAGGAGACAGUGGAACAACGCCUUCGGCACAUGCCUUUACGACAGAGAAGCAGCCAGGUAGUCAACCACUCGGUUCGAAUAUGGCACAGAAGUUCCAUUCAUGCAGACGGACACAGAUAAAAUCCACACCACAAAAUAGCUCGCCACCACUGCCCCCUCAUAAUGUCAAUCCGUUUGUUUAUGAGUUUCAGCCGCAUCCAUUCGUAGUCGGACCAAUGCCCAGCGACGUUUCCUUGAUGCAAGGAGCCAAUUUCAUGCAGUUUUAUCCCCAUCCACAGUCCCAAUUCCAGCAGGCACCGAUCCCACCAAGCAAUGCUAUACCGCUUCCGCCACCACCCGGAUUUGAGAGCCAGCUCAUGCAACUUUGGACACGACCGGCCAGGCGGCGCUCCCGCCAUUUCGUGGAGAUACCUCGAAAGGUGCGCGCGGACGGCUCGAGCCCUGCGACAGCAAUCCAAACAGAUACCGAUCCAGAGGAAUAUCUGCACAAUGUGGGGCGAUCCGAAUCGGUGCGUGAGCUCCAGUUCCUGGGACCACCGAUGGAGCCGCUGCCUGAAGAGUUGCCGCAGUUCCCAUUAUCACAAGAUCCGACGGGGAAGCAGCAACAUAUCCUGCCUGGUGCACCGCAUGGUCAGCACAAGGAGCAGCAAUUUGCAGUUGUGAGAACCAUGGUGCCAAUCUACUAUCGCGUGGCCGUGCCCGUGCCUAUGACUAUGCAACAGGUGCAUCAACACCACCACCACCAACAACAACAACAACAGCACCUACAUCAGUUGUCGCAGCAGCAGCAACAGUUUUCAGCGCAGUUCGCCAACAACGAACAGCAACUGUUGCAUCAGCUGGAGCAACAGAAGCUGCAGCAGCAACACCUCCAGCAACCAGUGCCCCCACCAUUGCACAAUACACAGCAAUACCUAUACGAAGAAGAAGAGCAGGCUCAACGCCAGGGUUUCGAGACGGCGACGCUUAACAUAGAGCCUAGUUCGCCAAUGGUGGACCAACAGGAGUCCGUCAUGAAUUCACAUUCACAACAACAGAUGUAUCUGGAGCAGCCGGUGCCACCACAUCCAAGGACAAACACAAUGCCAUCGCAGCAGCAACAAGAAGAUUACCUAGAAUUUCCCCCCAAUAACCGGAUGGUCAUCAAUAGGGUAUCCAUGGAUUCGCGAUUCGCUCGGGUCUCACCUCGCGCCGGUGCUCCUUCUGGUCGGGUGUUUUCAAGCGCACGCACCGAAAAUAGUAACUUGCCAGCCCUGUUCGAUGGGUUGCCGCCUCAGCUUCGGAACGAGGAUGGAACAUCGCACGAAGCCGUGGAAUGGGUACCAUUAGCCAAUACCCGUCAAGUGUGGGACCCGCUGGGCACAUCUAAUCGUCGAGGCUGGGAUCCGACGCAUCCACUGCCUCCACCACCGCCAGGUUUUGAGCAUGUCGAGCACGAUAUAGACCGCUAUGAAAGCGGAGGACGACCAGACUAUGUGGCCACCGAAGGCAAGCGAUCUCUGUCAACGCGAGCACGGAAGCUGAUGGGUGAGAAUGUGAAGGUUGGGCCCCACACCGACUACCCUACACCCGCGCCCAUAUCGGGGCCCGAAAUGAUGCUACGUGAGCAGCAGCACUUCAUAGCUAGUUGUGACACCCACUUGACCUGCCAUCUGGCCCAGUUGUCGGUGACAAAUGGCACCACCGGCGACGGAUAUUUCGUAAUUCCCAUUGGACGGCCCGAGGUGCCGAAGUUGGGUGCAGCCGUUGUGCAACAGCCGCACAAGUCUAUCUUCGAUCCUGGUGUGACUUAUUGGGAUCUAUUGGGACGCAACAAAGUAAAUGAGGACGAGAUUGAGUCGAAAUCAUAGCAGACCGAGGAGCCAUGGGAGCCUCGGAUAGAAGAGCACAGCAAUGAAUCAGCAAAAGGACAAGUGAAUAGUUCAAUAUUAGAGCCGUCGGAAAGUGUGGAUCCAAGAUCUACGACCGCCACUGACCCCAUCCCAUCGUGGAGAGCGAGAAAGUAGAAUGAAAUUACUGUGAGGGACUGAAAGAACAAGCUAACUUUGAAACCAUUUCUUAUAUGUAGAAAAUUUGCAGUAGCAUCGCUUCUUUAAAUAAAUCAAAUGCUCGAAAAUAUUCUAAA
This is a messenger RNA of Scaptodrosophila lebanonensis, 2527 nucleotides long. Its product is annotated as mediator of RNA polymerase II transcription subunit 12-like. NCBI's taxonomy places the organism in Eukaryota, Metazoa, Arthropoda, Insecta, Diptera, Drosophilidae. The record is from RefSeq and is a predicted model, not a curated record. The transcript is spliced from 6 exons. Bases 318 to 2252 code for a protein of 644 amino acids.